AUGCCGGAGAGCGCCACUCGGCGGAUCCGCAGAGCGGCGCGACUGUCACUAGCCCCUUCUCGCGAUAGCAGAACGGACAGGUACGGGAGGGACCUCCACCAGCUCUUAGUUCCUGAAGAGGAGGUUCCCUCUGUGAAGCAGGAGUGGAAUCCCAGUCUGCUCCAGGAGAAGCCCGAGCCCCUACAUGUUAAAGAGGAGGAGGAGGAGCUCCAGAUUAGUCAAGAGGAAAAGCAGCCUCAAGCAGUGGAGAAGGGGGCUGACAUCACCAAGUCUCCAUUCACUCCUGUCCCUGUGAAGAGUGACAGUGAUGAAGAGGAAGCUCAGUUCUCACAGCUUCAUCAAAGCCAAACUGGGGAGGAAGCCAGCAGCUCAACUGAGCAGAUGAAGAGAGAAGCUGAUGGAGAAGACUGUGGACUGUCAGAACCAGCCAGGAACUUGGGUCCAGCUGCUGAUGUACAACCAGUUAGUGAUGGACAGUUCUUCUCUUCACACUGCUGUGAGACUGACACUGAAGACGUGUGCGGCAAAGAGUUCUCUGAAAGAGGACAUUUGCAGAAACACCUGAGAAAACACACCGGAGAAAGACCUUUCAGUUGCUCCAUCUGUGGUAAAGGGUUUUCCCAACGAGGAAAUAUGCAGGGCCACAUGCGAAAACAUACAGGAGAGAAGCCGUUUAGUUGCUCUGCCUGUGGUAAGGGGUUCUCCAAAAAGGUAAAUAUGCUGACACACAUGCGAAUGCAUACAGGAGAAAAACCUUUCAGUUGCUCCAUCUGUGGUAAAGGGUUUUCUGAAAGAGGAAAUAUGCAGGACCACAUGAGCGUACACACCGGAGAGAAGCCCUUUAGCUGCUCAGUCUGUGGUAAAGGGUUUUCUCAAGGAGGAAAUAUGCAGGACCACAUGAGAGUACACACCGGACAGAAGCCCUUUAGCUGCUCAGUCUGUGGUAAAGGCUUCACCGCAAAAGGAGUUCUGAAGCAACACAUGAGAACCCACACGGGAGAGAAACCAUUUCGCUGCUCGUGCUGUGGUGAAGAGUUUUCUCAAGGAGGAAAUAUGCAGGACCACAUGAGAGUACACACCGGACAGAAGCCAUUUUGUUGUUCAGUUUUUGGUGAAGAGUUUUCUCAAGGAGGAAAUAUGCAGGACCACAUGAGAAUACACACCGGAGAGAGGCCAUUUUGUUGUUCAGUUUGUGGUAAAGGGUUUUCUCAAAAGCCAAAUAUGCAGGACCACAUGAGAAUACACACCGGAGAGAGGCCAUUUUGUUGUUCAGUUUGUGGUAAAGGGUUUUCUCAAGGAGGAAAUACGCAGGACCACAUGAGAAUACACACCGGAGAGAGGCCAUUUUGUUGUUCAGUUUGUGGUAAAGGGUUUUCUCAAGGAGGAAAUAUGCAGGACCACAUGAGAAUACACACCGGAGAGAGGCCAUUUUGUUGUUCAGUUUGUGGUAAAGGGUUUUCUCAAAAGCCAAAUAUGCAGGACCACAUGAGAACCCAUACAGAGGAGAAAGCUAGUGGUUGUGAUGCUUGGUUGUGGUGA
Molecule: messenger RNA, 1539 nt
Organism: Lampris incognitus (smalleye Pacific opah)
Lineage: Eukaryota; Metazoa; Chordata; Actinopteri; Lampriformes; Lampridae
Product: gastrula zinc finger protein XlCGF57.1-like
Exons: 4
Coding region: 1-1539 (512 amino acids)
Biological process (GO): regulation of transcription by RNA polymerase II
Molecular function (GO): RNA polymerase II cis-regulatory region sequence-specific DNA binding; DNA-binding transcription factor activity
Source: RefSeq, a predicted model, not a curated record